CCUAUACCCUACCCCCACCCGACUACCCUACACCUACACCAAUCAUCAUCAUCCACCACCCUAUCCCCUACCGACACGUGUCCCCAAACACUCAAAAACCAAAGUCCCACUCUAUCCUCAAAUCAUCAUGCAAUUUCUCCAUAUCUUCUUCGAUAUGUACGGAUCUCGCAGUUGAUCAGUUUCUCGAUCCGAUCUCAUCGUCAAUCUCUAAUCUACGCCUCUGAUUCUCGCUUCAAAUAGGUUUUGUUGAGAUAAAUAUGUUUGUAGCUGUUAUGAUUGAAGAUGCGUGUAAAGCAAGUUAUUUUAGAAGUUUAGUUAUAGAAACUGUCAACUACCUAGGAAUGCGGAAUGAUGUGUUCAAACGUCGGUAAUACCUUCCUUAAAAGCUGCGUGGUUGCAAGCCCAUAUGAUCUACUCGUGUUGCUUGAUGAAAUUGGAUUCAACCAUCAAAACACAUUCAUUCUUUAUGCGCAAAUGCACAAUCGAUAUGCAAUUCGUGGGCUUCCUGUCGUGUUAAAACACGACCUUGUUGAAGACGGUUAGUAGUUAUCCUAACAGGUAAUAAGAUAAGUUAGUAGCGGUUAACUAGAUUUUAAUUUUGAAAUAUGGAGAAUAUGGAAAACGUGUUGAUGCAAAAGUACGAAUUUGGGAAAAUGCUCGGUCAAGGUAAUUUCGCUAAAGUUUAUCAUGCCCGGAACUUGAUAUCGGGCGAAAAUAUAGCCGUUAAAGUGAUCGACAAAGAAAAGGUUUUGAAAGUCGGACUGAUCGAUCAAACUAAACGCGAGAUAUCGGUUAUGGGAAUGGUAAAACACCCGAAUAUCAUUCAGCUUUACGAAGUUAUGGCAACCAAAACGAAGAUCUACUUCGCAAUGGAAUACGCAAAAGGCGGUGAGCUUUUCGAUAAGGUAGCUAAAGGACGGUUGAAAGAAGAUGUUGCAAGAAAGUAUUUCCAACAGUUGAUCUGUGCCGUUGAUUUCUGUCACAGUAGAGGCGUGUAUCACCGUGAUUUAAAACCCGAAAACCUGCUGCUAGACGAGUAUGGAAAUUUAAAGGUAACGGAUUUCGGGUUAAGUGUUCACGCGUCGUGCACGCACUUAGAUGGAUUACUUCACACGACAUGUGGCACUCCGGCCUACGUGGCGCCUGAAGUGAUUAGUAGAAGAGGGUAUGAUGGUGCUAAAUCUGACAUUUGGUCUUGUGGGGUGGUUUUGUUCGUUCUUUUGACCGGUCAACUUCCGUUUAAGGACUCGAAUAUCAUGCAGCUGUAUAAAAAGAUCAGCAAGGCUGAAUAUAAGUGUCCGAGUUCGCUUCCACCAGACGUUCGUAAGCUGCUAAAACGAAUUCUUGACCCGAACCCAGUUACUAGAAUAUCCAUGAACAAGAUUAUGGAAAAUUCGUGGUUUAACGAAGGAUUCGACGCUAAACAGAUGAAGAACAGUUUGGAAACGGACCCGCCUUCGUGUCAUGCUGAUGUCAUCGUCAAACCGCUUUUUGACCCGAAAAAGCCCGACUUCAAUAAGGUUUCGAGUUUUAACGCUUUUGAUAUCAUCUCUCUAUCAACCGGAUUCGACUUAUCGGGUUUGUUUGUUGAAAAUGAUCAAAAGGAUGAAGUUAAGUUUACUUCGUUAAAGCCCGCAUCGGAUAUUAUAUCGAAAAUGGAACAAAUCGCCACCGGUUUAAAGAUGGAAAUUGGUAAGAACAAAGGAGGCUUGUUAAAGUUUAAGAAAGUUUGUGAAAGUGGAAACACUUCAUUGUUUAUUGAUGUGGAGAUAUUUGAAAUCACUACCGGUUUUCAUAUGGUAGAGGUGAAGAAAUCGGGUGGUGAUGCGUUCGAGUAUCGGAAGAUACUGAAAAACGACAUAAAACCGGCUCUUGGAGACAUUGUUUUCGCUUGGCAUGGCGAGUAAGAACUAAGAACGUUGGAUGAUUUACCGAAUUUGCUGUUGCUUUUGCGUCUUUUAUCAUUUAAUCUUAGCCUAUUCUCAGGAUAAUAUUCGAUUUGUGUUGUGUGACAUGAUGAUUAGAUUUGUUUUGAAUGGGGCAUGAUGUUUCAUGAUCUAUGAUUAGAAAUUUAUGGUUUCAUGUUAUUAGAACAGAUUCAAACAUGUCUAUAACUGGCUAUGUUCUGAUAUGCAGUUACUCAUUACCCAUCGGGUAUCAGGUGUAUCUACAAAUCUAUACAUAUAAUAAAAGAAACCAAUUGAUGGACA
This is a messenger RNA of Helianthus annuus (common sunflower), 2210 nucleotides long. RefSeq names its product CBL-interacting protein kinase 2. The transcript has 3 exons. Lineage: Eukaryota; Viridiplantae; Streptophyta; Magnoliopsida; Asterales; Asteraceae. The record is from RefSeq and is a predicted model, not a curated record. The coding region runs from base 606 to 1907 and encodes 433 amino acids. Gene Ontology annotation, molecular function: protein kinase activity; ATP binding. Gene Ontology annotation, biological process: protein phosphorylation; signal transduction.